Molecule: messenger RNA, 1209 nt
Organism: Gymnogyps californianus (California condor)
Lineage: Eukaryota; Metazoa; Chordata; Aves; Accipitriformes; Cathartidae
Product: lens epithelium-derived growth factor-like
Exons: 10
Source: RefSeq, a predicted model, not a curated record
GCCGAAAAACAAGCUGAAGCUGCGGAAGCUGCAGUGGUAGCAGCUGCAGUGACUGUGACUCCAAAAGUAAGCCCUAAAAGAGGAAGACCAGCAGCUACUGAAGUAAAGGUUCCAAAACCAAGAGGGAGACCCAAAUUGGUGAAACUACCUUGUCCUUCAGAGACCAACAUUGUUCAUGAAGAGGAGAAGACAAAGAAAAAAGGACUGGAAGAAAAGCCCAAAAAACAAGGGAAAAAAGAUGAGGAGAGUCAGAAGGAAGACGACAAAUUGAGGAAGGAAUUUGAUAGAAGAGAAGCAAAGAGGGAGACCGAACCAAAAAGGAGAAAUACUUCCCAAGUGGGUUCUGCAUCAGCAUCUGAUUCUGAAGAGGAUGAAGGAGAACAUGAAGGUGAUAAGAAGAAAAAAGGAGGGAGAAACUUUCAAGGAGCUCAUAGAAGAAACAUGUUACAAGGCCAACAUGAGAGAGAACCGACAGAAAGAAAGUGUAAGCAAGAGGAGCAAAUGGAAUCCGAGCCGCAAAAUAAAGAAGAAGGUAAGAAAUCAGAAGUUAAGAGGAUGGAGAAGAAGAGAGAAACAUCAAUGGAUUCUAGGCUUCAAAGGAUACAUGCAGAAAUUAAAAACUCACUCAAAAUUGAUAAUCUAGAUGUGAACAGGUGUAUUGAGGCUCUUGAUGAGCUUGCUUCCCUUCAGGUCACAAUGCAACAAGCUCAAAAACACACAGAGAUGAUUUUGACUCUAAAGAAGAUACGGAAGUUCAAAGUUAGCCAAGUUAUCAUGGAAAAAUCUACAAUGCUCUAUAACAAGUUCAAGACCAUGUUUCUAGUUGGAGAAGGAGAUUCUGUUCUCUCACAGGUACUAAAUAAAUCACUUGCUGAGCAGAAGCAGCAUGAAGAAACCAAAAAACCCAAAGAACAUUGGAAGAAAGGUCCAACUAAAAAAACAGAAAAGGAAAAAGAACUAACAGGUGCGAAGACACUAAAUGGAGGGUCUGAAACUCAGGACAUCAACCAAUCACAACAGAAUGGAGAGAACACUGAGGAAAAGAAAGAGAAGCAUGAAGUUGGCACUAAGAAAAAAACAUCAGGUGAAGAGAGAGAGCUUGAAAAUCCAAAGGAAUCUCUUUGAAAAGAAAUUAUGCCACUGGAGUCUUUUUUUUCUUUUUUUUUUUUUUAAUACAAAAUAAAAGUGAUUAAGUUUUGCGUUUGAAAU